Molecule: messenger RNA, 827 nt
Organism: Vigna angularis (adzuki bean)
Lineage: Eukaryota; Viridiplantae; Streptophyta; Magnoliopsida; Fabales; Fabaceae
Product: receptor-like protein kinase FERONIA
Exons: 1
Coding region: 74-706 (210 amino acids)
Biological process (GO): protein autophosphorylation
Cellular component (GO): plasma membrane; plasmodesma
Molecular function (GO): ATP binding; transmembrane receptor protein tyrosine kinase activity
Source: RefSeq, a predicted model, not a curated record
GCUUUAAAAUAUAACCAUGGGUGUACGUACCAAAUAGACACUCAGUUCAAUAUCUGUGGCAAGAAAGGUAAUAAUGUUUCUGAAAUGUUUUGGUGAGUCAAGUUCAUCCGGAAGACAAUAUCCAACAGUAAUAGAAGAGUUGUGUCAUCAUUUUUCUCUUGCUGAUAUUCAGAAGUCAACCAACAAUUUUGAUCAUAAGAGACUAAUUGCACGAGGAUGGGUUAAAGUAUACAAAGGUUGUCUCCAGCAUAUUGAUGGUUCUGAUUACGCAGUCACAGUGAGGCGAUUUAAUGUGGAAGACAUUGAAAUGUUCAAAAGAGAAGUAGAGUUACUGUGUCAGCUUCAUCAUCCAAAUUGUGUGUCUAUUGUAGGAUUUUGCAACCACAAAAAAGAGAAGAUCACUGUGCACGAAUACAAUAGAUCUCUACUUUACUACCUCCUAGAUGAGGUUAGGGAAACACUGCCAUGGAAAAAAAGGAUAGAGAUUUGCAUAGGAGCAGCGCGUGGACUACACUACCUUCAUGCCGGACUCAAGCGCACCAUCAUUCACCGCAGCAUCAAUUCUGCCAGCAUUCUUUUGGAUGACAACAUGCACCCAAAACUCUCAAGUUUCGGCCUUAGCAUAAUGGGAGCACAUUUCAAAGAAAAGUCAAAACCAAUACAAACGGAUCUUGUAGGUAAUUGUUCUUUAAGUAUGUUAUUGUAGCGUAAUACAUUGAUGAGAUUCUGUGACUCCAUAGAACGUGUGGUUGAAGAGUCUAAUCAAUUAAAUAAAGAUAUAUUUCUAUGCUAUUUAGGAGGAUUUCAUACAUGGUUUAGUUAAUUAG